Leptosia nina is the source of this 1095-nucleotide messenger RNA. The record is from the annotation of a GenBank genome assembly. Lineage: Eukaryota; Metazoa; Arthropoda; Insecta; Lepidoptera; Pieridae.
AUGGCGGAACCUGCAACAGAAAUUCCGAUAAAUAUAGAAGAGACUGUUAAAGACUCGCUGAAAAACAUUACAGACAAACCUCCAGCAAGUAUUGAAGGAGUUGCGAUCGCGUACUUAAGUUUGGUGGUGAUGGCAAUUUUGCCCAUAUUUUUCGGUGCUUUUCGCUCUGUAAAAUAUCAGAAGGAGCAAAAGGAUUCUGGCGAGCGGCUAGAAACUAUGUCAAACCGAGAUGCGCUGAUUUUCCCCAUAAUCGCAUCGUGUGCUCUCUUUGGACUCUACAUCUUCUUCCAAUUCUUCUCCAAGGAGUAUAUUAAUCUACUACUGACGGGCUACUUCUUUUUCUUAGGAGUUUUGGCUCUUAGCCAUCUGCUUAGCCCAAUAAUAGCCGUGAUGAUGCCAGCAUCAGUACCGAAGGUGCCCUAUCAUAUUCUCUUCACACAGGGAGAUAGGCAUGUAAUUAACUAUAAGUUCACGUCAUACGAUGUCAUCUGCCUCGUCAUAUCCUUUGUCUUUGGUCUGUGGUACUUGUACAAGAAGCACUGGAUUGCAAACAACCUGUUCGGCAUUGCUUUUGCGAUAAACGGCGUAGAACUGCUCCAAUUGAACAAUGUAGUCACGGGAUGUAUACUGCUAUCCGGAUUAUUCCUCUACGAUAUCUUCUGGGUUUUCGGUACCAACGUUAUGGUGACAGUUGCCAAAUCGUUUGAAGCACCAAUAAAAUUGGUGUUCCCUCAAGAUUUACUAGUAAAUGGUCUAAAUGCAAGCAACUUUGCUAUGCUCGGACUGGGUGAUAUUGUGGUCCCUGGCAUCUUCAUUGCUCUGCUCCUACGUUUUGACAAGAGUCUCAAACGCAACUCGGAGUUCUACUUCAGAGCUACCUUCUCUGCCUACAUCCUGGGUUUGUUGGCAACGAUUCUCGUGAUGCACGUCUUCAAGCACGCACAGCCAGCUCUUUUAUACUUGGUGCCAGCCUGCCUUGGUACUCCACUAACAUUGGCUCUCCUCAGAGGCGAUAUAAAUGCCCUAUUCAAUUACGAAGACCAGCCAGCAAUCGAAGAAACAGCAGACGCAAGCAAAACAAAGAAGAGUGAUUAA